AACCUCAAAGAAUUGACGGACGGAAGAUGACGGAAGUUAGUGAUAAGAGGUAACAGAGGGAUUUUGUGAUUUCAUCAUGCAAGCCAGUGUAAAACCGUGAACUUGAAUUAAUUUUCGAAUCGAAUGGUUUCUCUCUAUAUGUUCUAAUUUCCCUCGACGGAUAAUCUAGGCGAAACGAAGAUUUUCCGCCCGCCUUCUGGACGUAAACACUCGAAUCCGUAGACCCUUUGUUCGCGAUACUCUAUAAAUAUUUUGUGUUUUAUUUCGAUUCUCCUCGAUCUGUGAUUGGUUCUGGUCUAAUAACACUCAUAGUAUGAAGUGAUAAGUAUAAAUUUUGCAUCAGCUCCGGAGAUUUUGGCUCAUGUACCCAAACGAUUACCAGAGAUCUCCUCUCGUUAUCUUUAUCACUAGGACUCACUCUUAUUGAUUUUUUACUUCAAUGAAGUAAAAUUUUCGAACCAUUUACCUGUUCCUAGAUAUCAAUCGCAUCCUAGCACUUUGUUGCAUUUAGAACGUGGAGCCCUCAGAGAAUGCAAAGGAUUUGUCCUGAGGAAAACGAUGGAGCCGAGCUUAGCGAGAAAACCAACAUUCCCAACCUGCCAUCAAAAUUCAGUCAAGUAGAAUGCAACCUAACUGUCCUGAACAAUAUGUUGAUAAGUGACUAUCGAGAAUUCGUCUGUGGAUGGGGCGCGUCUGUGAUAAACAUUUCUAUAACGUUCCCGAUCAACAAAAUCAUCUUCCGACAGAUGCUGCACGGGUCUCGAGUAACAAGUGCAAUUAGAGAUUUAUCUUCAGAAGGGUUCAUCUACCUCUACAGAGGCAUUCUUCCUCCUCUUUGUCAAAAGUCAAUAAGCUCUGCGCUCAUGUUUGGACUGUACGAAAAUGUGCGCAUUCCUAUGUUGGACAAUGGUUUCCAUUAUCUGAUAGCAAAUGCUGUCGCUGCAGGUGUAGCAGGCAACGCUGAAGCUGUGCUGGCUCCGUUUGAGAGGAUUCAAGCCCUACUCCAGAACACCACUUACAACAAAAAUUUCAAGAACAUGAGUCAUGCCUUUCAUGUUGUGUACUCAGAACAUGGGAUCAGAGAACUCUAUCGGGGUUUAGUUCCAAUCCUCUUCCGCAAUGGUCCUACCAAUUUUAUUUUCUUCACAGCCCGUGACUAUGCAUCAGCGCAUUUACCUGAUUUCAAGGAUUCAAAGUUUUUAUCAAUUUUAAAGAAUUUUUUCAUUGGUGCAAUGAUAGGGGCAAUUAACAGCACAUUAGUUUACCCUCUCAACACUAUUAAAGUCCAUAUGCAGUCUAAGUUGGGUGGACCUUUUCAAACUAUAUCUGGGGCAGGAGUGGAGUUGUACGAACAGCGAGGUCGGCAACUGCGUUACUUUUUUAGGGGUGUGCACAUGAACUACACAAGAGCUUUCAUAAGUUGGGGCGUCAUAAAUGUUGCAUAUGAGAAGUUAAAGUUUGUGUUAUUCAAGAUUCAAUGACCUGAAUGAAGGUAAACUGUUAUUUGUUGAUUUUUUGUCUUUUUUUGCUGAUGUGUAGAAAAUUAUUCUUUGAAACUGAUGAACACUCCUUGUACAAGACCAACAGACUGAAUAAUUCUGUUUAGUUCUUGUGGCUCCAAAAUGCAAAUAAUAUCAUUCUCCAUCAAUGGAAAUGGAUAGAUUUAGUUCUAAGAGAUCCUUCCUUCAUACUUUUCAUCUCUAAACCAGUGAAAUUCAAUCUAAGUUAAUCAUCAUUCCAAGAAUUAUUUCAGUUUUUACAGGAGUGUUUCUCUUUUUCAAGAAUCAUGUACCAUGGUGGAAAAUUUGCGGAACUUCCAAUUCAAGCAUCAAGUCCUCUGAAUGAGGUAUCAGGAAUCAUGCAGCUAAAAAGUCUGUUUAUCUUAAUACUUAAUGUUUUAAAGGCUGAUAGUUAAUGUUAUCUUGUGUCAUGAAGAAAAUUUUUAUAAAUGGGCUCAAAUUAAGGCUUAUGCGUGCUUUGAGGGGUAUUUUCCCACUACCAUAUAAAUGCCAGCAUGAAUCUAAGUAAAUAAUGACUCAGUUGAUGACGUUUCAAGCUCUCUAUUUUAAAAUUGGGAUUUUCAAAACCUCACACUGGAGAAGGAAAAUCCUGAGAUACCUUAUCUUAUCUGUUUGAUCUCUAGUAAAAUCAAUUUCUUGUAUAAAAUCUCAUGGAUCUCUUAAUUAUCAUGAUUUUUUGCACAAUUUGUGGAAUGUAGCGAGUAUUUUAUUCACCUUUUGUGACUGACAAUUCGAAGGAAGUUGGGUGCAUGGUAAAAAGUUAUGGGAGCAGGUCAGGAUUAACAAAUCCAUUAUUAAAAAUAGCAGAGCUUGAGGCCAUCAAAGCACCGUUAAAAGGUUUAAAUUUCCUAAGAAAACUUACUUGCACAUUGUUUAUUUCCUUUUAUACUGGUCAAAUGCGUUUUGGGCUCAUCGCAAGACCAAAACGCGUCCGACCGGUAUAAAAGGAAGUAAACAACAUGCAAGUGAGUUUUCUUGAAAAAUUUAAAUUUUUAAGUUCUUGUGCGAACCCAAACAUCAAUGUUACUGUUAAUAGGUCCCAAGAUUUUUCAAGAGCUCUCGGAUUAAAAUCAAAUAGACCAGUUUACUUGCAUUAAAAUAUAGAAACCUACCACUUUUAAAACUGAAAUAAAUUACAUUUAAAAAUCCCACUUACGAUCAAAAGACUCAUCACAAAAACCACAAACUCAAGAAAAACUCAACACUACAUCCUUCAGCAAGAAGUAAGUUAGUAUGUAUUUACUUACUCAGGAUUAACUUGUAAGGAAAGCAGUUAAACCUAAGAAAGUCAUUUUUCAAAGCUGCUACUUUUUAAACCAUGUGCCAAGAGAGAGGUCUUUAGAGUCAUUGUAACCUUGCUGAUUUAUCUCUUAAAAUUAACUGUUCUACUAUUUGGUUAGAGUGGUGCAGGAUUUGCUACCUGAUUAAUUAGUGCUUUAGUGAACGCAUACAUCUUUAGUCUCUUACUGCUGUUUAGAAUUAUAAAAGCCUGUAAUGCCUUCAUUUCAUAUUAGUUCAGCCUUUGGUUGAGGAAUUCAGAUAUAACCCUGAAGAUAACUUUUCCUGACUUUGGAAGGGAAAGAAGAUGAGCGAUUAAGUCAGGUAUUUUUCGUCUAGAUUUUGCCUCCGUUUCAUGAGAUAAUUUUAAAAUUUGAUACAAAAAUUUUGUAUACUCAUAUCUAUUUACACUCAUUGACAGUUGGAUUAUCAAGUACUUUUAUAAUGAUUCAGGACAAAUUAUCAGGUCUUCAUGAAACGGAGGUCUCACUAUCAAAGAAAGAAGUAUGAAAAUCUGCUUCAAGAUAUUGUUUAGGCGUAGAAAAUAUCAAUGAACAUCAAAGAAUUUCGUAAGUGAGUCUAAGCUGUCAUGCUCAGAUAGAAAUUCUCCAAACUUUGUGAGCUAUGGCCUCCCCAAACUCUUCAAUAUUUAUCACCGAAAGGUUUAGGCAUAAACACUUAAACACACAAUGCUAUCAAGCCUAGAUAGCAUCAUAAUCUCCAAAUUUUGCUGUAAUAACACAAAUUCAAAAACUAAAGUGAAGGAAUGGAAUCCUUCAGGAUUGAGUGUUAAAGUCUUCAGGGGGCUAUAGCUCAUAAGAUUAGGUGAAUACGAUAAGAGUACGACAGAGAAUAGGGAAGGUUACCAAAAACCAAUCGGCAUUCAAACUAAGAAGACACUUGAAAAUUAAAUGUAAAAAGUUUAAGAGAUCAUGUGAUGUUUGAUGGCAGUUCGGCAUUUCUAAACAGAAACUUAUUUUACCUUUUUUGUUGAUUUUUUCAAUAUUUUAUAAUUUGUUUCACCUCUGCAAAUAUAGAAGUUGUUCAUGAAACUCAUGGAAUUUCGUUGUUUGUGAGGAAAUAUUUUGUACAGCUUAUGUUCAUUAUAAGUGCUUGUAAAAUAAUGUCAUACAUUUUCCAGGUUUCUGUGAAACAUUUCAAUAAUAUCCAUAACUAGGUACCAGUUUUUGAUCCCUUCUACAGAAAAAACUGUUAUUACCUUCAGACACAUCUCAACUGUUAGCAGUAGGAACCAUUUUUUGGCAGAGAUUGAAUACUGCUCCUAAUACAAUUGAUAAAUUAUUAAAAUCACAGUCACAAAUAUCCUGUAGGUACAAAGUAUGAUUCAAUAUAGUUGCCAGAUUCCCUCCAUCCAAUAACAGAUUUCCAUAAUUGGCCACUGGACCAGGUACGAAUUAAAGCACUACACAGUAUAUUGUCACCUCAAAAUUUCACAAGAACUAUAAGUAGCCAGGAAAUAAAAAACAGGUAUUUUCAAAAUCUACUCCUUAAUAAAACAUGAAUGACAAGGCACAAUAAACUUCGGUUAAAUGGCAAAAAUACAAAUUGUGUCUUUUGUAUAAUCUAGUUCUAUUUGAUCUGUGUUCAACUUCGUUUUAAGGUUUUGUUCAGGAGUUCAUUCUCGAACUUCCCGCCGUGUGAAUUGUUUUUUAUGUAAGAUUUUGAAGAAAAAUAUGUGCUGUUUUGUUCUAGUUCAUAUCUUGUCCAUUGGCCAAAUGCGCCUGGAAAAAAAGAUAAUGCAGGUCAUAAACUCUUGAUUUUCCUGUUUUUCAGAAUUAUUAUGAAGUGAGCUUUUUACAGUGUUUAUAUGGGAUUCAUAUGCCUCCAUUGGUUCACCCUAUUUGUUUUUUUAUUUUCAAAUAAGCAAAAGAAAAAUUCAGCAGACUUCUGAUAGUAUCAAUCAAAAAAUGAUUUCAUUUCAUUACCCUAUCAUAAAAAAGUUAGACAAUUUUAUAUUUCUCUUUUUAAAUUUAAAACAUUUUAGUUAAUUUUGAAUUCCUUUACUUUUGAAUUUGAAAUUGAAUUAAAACUGAAAUCUUAAUCUAGUCGGAGGAAUGUCAUUAAAGUUUACUACAAAUAGAUAAACUGUACUAAAAGCCGCCAAUAUCCUCAGAUACUUACUCUGUAUCAAAUUUGCUGUUUAUGUUUCAAUAUUUAUCUUUUAUUUUAUUGAAAUUUCUGUAAACUUGUACAUUGUUUCUCCUGUUGUUUUUAUGUUAAUGUGGUACGUAGCCAUUUUUGAAUUUCAAGAUCGUUUUGAAUUUUUACAAUUAUUACGUGGAAAUGGAAUCAAUUGCUAAUAAACAAGAAGAUUAUCAAUUGA
Molecule: messenger RNA, 5142 nt
Organism: Bemisia tabaci
Lineage: Eukaryota; Metazoa; Arthropoda; Insecta; Hemiptera; Aleyrodidae
Source: RefSeq, a predicted model, not a curated record